This is a messenger RNA of Staurois parvus, 358 nucleotides long. The record is from the annotation of a GenBank genome assembly. NCBI's taxonomy places the organism in Eukaryota, Metazoa, Chordata, Amphibia, Anura, Ranidae.
AUUUAUGUGAAAUGGGUUGAAACAGAAAUGUUUUGCUAUGUAAAAUUUGUUUGGAAAAAAAUGUCAUUUUUUAAAAUUUUCAAAUUUCCUGCCGCCGGUGGCCGCGCCCGUACGUCCCGACGUCACAGGGACCGGAACACAGAAGCCGGAUGCUGGCAUCGGCGGAGGAGAUGGCCGGGGACCCUGCAGGGGACACAUCGUGGGAGCGCAGGACAAGGUAAGUGCGGCAGGGACUCCCUAUGCAGCGCCGCAUGGUAUUCCCGAGUGUAGCUCGGGGUAAAGUUUCAGCACCACAAGCGGUAACCCCGAGCUACACUCAGGAAUACACUGCAGAGCUGCUCCGGGAUCUCUUCACUUA